AUGGCUCCCUUAAAAAGGAGAGUGAAAGCCACCUCCGAAUCCCUAUCAAGCGAAUUUUCCGGCUCCCCUGCUCUGACUCACGCUACAAGCAAUCCUAGUGUGUCCUCUCCGCCAUCUGACUCUAAACCCCAGAUCAUGAGCAAGGAAGACAGGCACCAGGUGUUCCAAGAGCACCUCAAAAAAAUAGAAAGCAUGACGCAGGAGGAGUUGGUGGAGUUCCUGAAGAAAGCUGGUCAUUGGGAUAGGAACCCGGGCAUACCAUACGACACUGACGAUGAUACUAAAUAUGAAAAGGGCGAGAAGAUCGCCUAA
Messenger RNA from Nannizzia gypsea CBS 118893, 312 nucleotides. RefSeq lists its product as hypothetical. NCBI's taxonomy places the organism in Eukaryota, Fungi, Ascomycota, Eurotiomycetes, Onygenales, Arthrodermataceae. The transcript is spliced from 2 exons. Bases 1 to 312 code for a protein of 103 amino acids. The record is from RefSeq and is a predicted model, not a curated record.